CCCGCACAAUGUAGCGGCCGCGCCGCAUCAUAGAUGCACGACGUAAAUAACUUUUAUCGCCCAAUCGAGAGACCUCGUAAAAAGUGUCUCCCGUAACUGUCGCAUUAUUUUAGAAGAGGAGACUUUUGUAUUCUGUUGCAAUAAACUUGUGCCGUAGUUUCGUAUCAUCGCGCGCUAUCGGGACGUUUCAAGCUGUUAAAACUUUUCCGUGAGAGCAAAUCACAGUUUCUGCAGCGUGUAUAAAUUUUAUCACUCAUAUUAUCGUUCGCAAUUUUAUUGUAUAAAGCGGUGUGAUAAAAAUAUUCGUAGGGACGCGCGCUAACGUAACAGUGACGUUCAAGUCUGUGCCGGGACACGUAGAAGUAUAUUGAUGGUGUGUACUUCCGUGCUAAACGCGUAAUUUUGUACUGUGUAGUAUAAAACGUUGUGAUGUGGCGAGCCGGCGUGGAAGGCGCCAGGGUAAAAGGCUAUGAGGAUGGGCCGUAAAAGUGAGUUAUUAUCGGGCAAGAUGCUCCUGACGUUUUACGUCGCGCUUCUGCUGUGGAGGUUCGACUGUGUCGUCGAAAGCACCAAAGUGAUAAAAAGCGGUAUGCGGCACCAGACCACGUCGUCGUUUAGUCGCGUGGGCCCUACGGUGUCGCUGCGGGACGCCGAGCCGGAUUUUGCGGGGCCCAUCCAGAACGUCACUGUGGCCCUCGGCAGGGAGGCUGUUCUUACUUGUUCUGUCACUGACUUGGGAGAUUAUAAGGUUGCUUGGAUCAAAGCAGACGACCAGACGAUCCUCACUCUUCACACGCGUCUGGUAACACACAGCUCACGCUACGCGGUUACCAACGACUCGCCGCGCUUGUGGCAACUCCACAUCAGGCCUCUGAAAGUUGAGGAUCGAGGGUGCUACAUGUGCCAGAUCAAUACCAGCACUAUGAAGAAACAGAUUGGUUGUGUUGAUGUUUUAGUGCCACCGAAUAUAAUAGACGAGGGCACGAGUGGCGACAUCGUGGCAACAGAAGGAGAGAACGUGAGCCUCUCUUGCAAAGCUGACGGAAGACCGUUGCCCCGCAUCCUGUGGCGGAGAGAGGACGGGACUAACAUCCAGCUGAGGAAUGAGGCUGGAGAACUCCACAAAGUGGAUAUGUACAUGGGCCCAAAUCUUAACCUGACGCGGGUGGAGCGAAGGCAGAUGGGGGCUUACCUGUGCAUCGCCUCUAACGAUGUGCCUCCGUCCGUCAGCAAGCGCAUCAUGCUCAGUGUCAACUUUCCGCCGACAAUGAUGGUGGCGAGGAAGGUGAUAGGAGUCCCCACCGGGGCCCAGGUGCGCCUCGAGUGCGCCGUUGAGGCGUACCCUAAGGCGAUCAACUACUGGCUCAAGAGCGAGGAGGCCAUGAUACUUGCUGAUAACAAACACGAGAUAUCAGAAGAGCGCUUAUCAGCAUAUCAAGUGAGAGCGGUGCUGACAGUCAAGCUGUUUAGUGGAGAAGACACCGGCACUUACACCUGCGUGUCUUCCAAUACGAUGGGCAAGGCCGAAGGGACGAUACGGCUUUACGAAAUAAAAGUAACGACAACGACAACCACAACAACGACGACGACCACUACGACAACCACCACCACAACUACCACCCUACCUCCGACUACUACUACCGAAUAUACACCACCACCUAGGUAUGUGGUCCCUUUACAACCUGCCGAGCAGAAGUUUUACACACCAGAUGUCACCACGUAUGAUACAAUGCAAAAUGUUAUAGAACAGUCCGUUCUUGACAACAACUGGUUGCCAACUGCCGAAUCAACGGGCUCCAGCGGCCAUCAAGCCUUGCCUCUCCCCACUCUGGCACUAAUCUCAGUAUUGCCGUAUAUAAAUAAUUUUUUUCUUAGUAAUUUAUUCGCCUUCUUGUAUGCUGUUAGAAACCAAAUUAGCAUUAAAAUUGUACAAAACGUGAGGUGAUAAGUUUGAAUCUUUAAGGAAACGUGUCAAUUUUAGUUAAUCAUUAAACAUGCGUUUUAUGAAGGCUCAUGCCUCUAGCGGCAAUACUCAACAAUAUCAUUUGACUUUUAUCGUCAACUCGUACUAAUUAGUCGUAACUUAAUUCACGUACAUAUGCUACUAAAUAAAUUAAAGUUAUGUGAAAAAAUGUGAUAGAUUUAAUUAAAUUACUAUAAGUAACAAAAACAGUUUGUUGGAAUGUUUAAAUUUUGUUUGUUUUUUGUGUGUAGGUACUCUUGAAGCAGAUAAAUACCAACCGACGUGAAAUGCAAAAUGUUGACUCCGCGAUGUCUCUAAUCGUAAUGAUCGCAUUGAUACAUUCAACUCAUUAAAACUACUAGUCAGUUCUGCAUCUGCAUAAUAUUUGCCUCCUUUCCCAUAGACUUAACACGGUGACCUUUGGACUCAAUUAUGUCAGGUUACAUGUCAAAAUUCAAAAUUUGGGCUUCGUCACGACCUGUGAUUUUUAAUGCUAAAUUUAAAAUUGUAUUUUUAUGCUAGUUUCAAAUUUCAUGCAUGUUGGUUAAGGAAUUCCGUUCGGAAAUAGUGCAAUUUGAGUGGAUGCCAAGGAAGCUUCGAUAAUUUCGCAAUACCAAAAUGGGUAUAUUUUACAAAUUUUCUUCAUUUUUCUCUUACCAAGUUGCUCAUUUCUAGACAGCGCAUUUUAAAUCUACAUAAAUAAGAUGUAUACUUAACGAAUAAUGUUAUCAAACCGAAGCGCUCUUAGUACCUUAAAAUAAUUGUCUCGCCACAUUCAGGUAAUCACGAAAAGCAUAUCAGUACUCUGAUUCAUUGUACAAACAUAUAUAACUGUACAUGUACAUACAUAAAAUACUUAUUAAGUCUUAAUGUAAUUAUUAUAACACGAAAUAGUGAACAUAUUUCUUAUAUUACCAAAUUUCUAAGUUCUUUCGUACUUAUUAUAAUUAAAGAUUUGUUAUUAAACUAACUCCAAACAUUUUCAAUCAUAAAAUUGUUAUUUAUGGGCUCCACAAACCAAUCAUUGAUCAGUUCGGUUUUUGUGUACAAUUGACAACACCGUCAAGUGCAGUUUUACUUAUUUUGUUAAACUUAGGUUAAGCCACAUUGAGACGUUGUUGGCGAUUGGUAUUUUGAUUAAACAAAGCACAGCAAUUUUUAUGAGAAUGCUUUUGUAACUUUAAUUUGAACUAUCAGUUUCCUGAACAAGUGUUUGGCGAUGUCCCGUACUGGGUACAAAAAUUUCGGAGAACGAAACCACGAAAUAUUCAUCGGGCUACGAGAAACUUGAGUUUGAUUGCAGUGCUUCGUUUUAAAAUAGAAUUAGUACUUAUUCAAUGCUAUGUUGUAAAUUAGAAGGGUACGAAACUUAGUGUGGGUUUGUGUGGUCCUUCCUUAUUGUAUAUUGUUUUGUCAAUGCGAAAUGCCUAUUGCCGCUUACUGCCAGCCAAUGCGUUUCAACCUUGUCGGUAUUCGUGGUUUAUUUGUAAUGGUUACUGUGAGAAUUAGCUAUAUCAUUAAUUCUCAUUGCGAUAAAGCCACGAGGCGAGUUAAUAUUCAAAGUGAUCUUACUAGCCAUUUCAAUAUUUACAAUUGCGAAUGAGAUACGAUAAUAAGAAAUUAUUUUAUAAAAUAUGUAUUGCUAAUUGAAAAUGAUUUUGUACACCGACUGUAGACCCCAAAAUUUCGUUGUUAAGCGUUAUUUAGUUAUAGGUGGAAUGUUAUGUAAAUAUUAUCGGUACAUUAGAUGUAAUUUUAUUAUUAUGAAUUUAGGUGCCCAAGUUUUACCGCUCGGUACCUAUCACGAAAUGAUGAUUGUAAAUAUAAGAAUAUCAAUAAAACAG
Hyposmocoma kahamanoa is the source of this 3807-nucleotide messenger RNA. RefSeq names its product lachesin-like. NCBI's taxonomy places the organism in Eukaryota, Metazoa, Arthropoda, Insecta, Lepidoptera, Cosmopterigidae. The transcript is spliced from 10 exons. Gene Ontology annotation, cellular component: neuron projection. The record is from RefSeq and is a predicted model, not a curated record. The coding region runs from base 470 to 1945 and encodes 491 amino acids.